Messenger RNA from Purpureocillium takamizusanense, 321 nucleotides. RefSeq lists its product as uncharacterized. NCBI's taxonomy places the organism in Eukaryota, Fungi, Ascomycota, Sordariomycetes, Hypocreales, Ophiocordycipitaceae. The transcript has a single exon. The record is from RefSeq and is a predicted model, not a curated record. Bases 1 to 321 code for a protein of 106 amino acids.
AUGCAGACAGACGGACGAGACGCCUGCGCCGCGGCGGAAAAAGCCACGCCUGUUCUGGAAUUCGGACGCCAAAAUUGGGGCGCACUGAUUUUAAUUGUCUUUUUUUGCGCGCGCGCUCGCGCCCAAAACAGCUUCCGACGGCGCUUCGAGACAGGCAGGAAUGUCUCUGGCGGCAACGGCUCCGACCAGCGAGAGGGCUCUUGGCGUCGUUCGGCUGCCCCGGCCGUUGUGCGUGCGUGCGUGCGUGUGUGUGUGUGGUCCGUUCUGCUGCUGCUGCUGCUGCUGCCGCUGCUUCUGUUUUUGUCAGCAGCAGCCCUGUGA